Molecule: messenger RNA, 2995 nt
Organism: Drosophila ficusphila
Lineage: Eukaryota; Metazoa; Arthropoda; Insecta; Diptera; Drosophilidae
Exons: 7
Coding region: 164-2665 (833 amino acids)
Source: RefSeq, a predicted model, not a curated record
UCAACUUACGGUCACACUAAUACAUAAGAACGCGGAAAACAUUCAAUUUUUUCGAAAGACAAGCGUCGAAUUAUCCAAUUAACUAGUGCGCCCAUAAUAGAGCAAGCUUUGUUGCGUUGGCAUUGAAUGUCCAAAAACGAUUAAGAGCAAUUUGCAGUAUGAGAUGGACCUGCAACAGUUCCUUUCCUUGGAGCGCCAGCAACUGCAAAAGGACCGCCAACGACUGGCUAACCAAAAUCAAUGCCCCGCCGCCUUGCUUGUGAAAUCCUCCGAUUUUAAAGUGCAAUGUCGCAGGGCCAAGGAGUUUAGAGAUUCCAUUGAGGCAACGGAGUCCAAUGAACCCACUACACAAUCGUCUUCCUUGGCAACCGGCGGCCAAAACGAAGAACUCCACUUGGACUUGCAACAGGGCGAGGAGGUGGUAGGUGAAGAACCUCCCACCGAGAAGGAGACGGUGCCCCCCAACACCUCGAAAUCGACCAAGGAGUUCGCGAAUCAACGCCAACUGCUCGUCGGCAGCGCUCGCCAGUACAAAUCGCCAGAUGCCUCGUUGCGGCGCAAUUUGGAGAACGAGCGACCGCUCAGUGAAAACCGCUUGCCAAUCCGUCGGUCGGAUGAUAUGGAGCAAUGGGUUACGGACACAUUUUAUUCGUACUUUCCCGGCUUUAACAAUGAAAAUCAGAAGCGGCAAAAUUAUUUGCGUGAGCGACAGCGCGAGAACCAGCAGAACUUUCUCAAGCACCAGAUGCUCCAUCCGCCGGUCUCGAAGCAUCUGCGACCGGGACAAGUGAGGAAGGCAUCCCAACCCGCUGCGGCUCCGGCUCAGAACCGCUCCAGCCAAUCUAGCACUAGCACCUCGAACCACAGCACAACGGAUAAGACUGACUUAGAGUUAAUUGUAAAUAGCAAUCCCAACUAUGUGCCGCCCAAAAUACGGCCCGGCACGACGCGUCAAAAACUCCUCCAGGAUCUGGGACAUGUGGAGCUCUCGAACAUUGUAACAGGGGAUGGCAUCAUGGAGCGGAAUCUCCGGAGUGCCGAGCUGGAGACAGCUCGCAAAAAGGACUACCAGCGGGAUUUAAUGCAGCAAAUUGACGAGAAGCGUCGCUCCAUUGAACUACUGAGAGAAAAGGAACGUCGUCAGGAGGAGGCGUUGACCAGACGACUGGAGGCGCAAUUAAAGACAAUACAAUUGGAAGAGCAGUUGGAGAAGGAACGUGUUCGUGCUGAAAGGGCUCGCAUCGACUCGGAACAGAACCGCUUGAUGCGGGAACAGUUGUUGGCCAAGCUGGAACAGGAUGCCCAGUUGCUGCACGCAAAGGAAUCUAAUAAUCUAGCUGAAACGCCAAGGACCACACGCAUUCGAGGCAAGAACAAUAACGCCAGUAAUAUCAGCUUAGAAGGAAACGCCAACCGCGUGUACAAAUACUUCAGUAACUCGGCGCAUCACGAGUACAGACGUGGUCAACCGUUGCCGCCAGCCGUUGAGCUGGACUUUGAGGUGCCACAAAUGGCCAAGAUCGAGCGAGAGUGCUUCCAUCUUUGCGACAAAAUAUGUCCGCUCUGCGAUGAGCCACUGAAGAGCUACGAAAGCUGCUGUCUGCGAUGCCAGCGGAAAUUGGCGCUAAAAAUUAAGCAAAAGCAGCAGCCAAAACGAGAUGGAGAAAACGGAGAAAAACCAAGCGAAGACUCUGAGGAGGGCAAACACGAGGAAGAACAGGAACGGAAUGAUGAUCGUGAUGAGGAAUCUAACCACAACUGCCAGAGCAGCUACGCUUUAGUGUGCCAUAAGUGCGAGCGCCUCUAUGCCAUGUGCAGCCAGUGUUUGGCCAAAAGCGAUGUCUGCCGGGCGUGUCAGCGAGAGCGAAAUGUCUGCAUGAACUGUCGCCGCAAUUUGUGUUCUUUUUGCCUGGAGGAGGUUGCCUGCGGCAGGGACACGGAACGUACGCAUGUAAAUGACAAGGAAACCAUCAGGGAACCGCCUUCCAGCAACGCGUUUCAAGUUCUGGAACUGAACUAUUCUGUACCGCCAGCAAAGGAAUCAACGGCCAUUAAUGCAGCAGACAUAUCGCCUCCGUACUCCGUUAACAUAGCUAGAAAUUCUGUGUUCCAUGCCGACUACAAACCAACGCCGGUGAAGCCGUCCAUUCUCGAACAACUGCCGACGACCUCGGGUAGUGCCAACACCAGUUUCGAGCUGGACAGCGCCGACGAGCAGGCUGUGGAGCGGGUGCGACGUCAAACGGAUCAGCGGCUGUCGCGGUACCUCAAGAACUACGGGGAUUUGGCCACCAAACAGCAGCAGAAAUUGCAGCAACAGGAGUUGCAGCGCAGCAAGAGCGAAUCUCGUCAUCGGGGCACGCAGACAAUGCCACAAUCGUUGGGCAGACGGGAUGUGGUUCUACGAGAGUCCGCUGGUCAGAAUCUGUCCAUGCCUUUGUUGCGCGAAAUGCCCAAAAUGACGCGACAGGAGACUGGAGCACCCUUGGCUGAAAAUGGGCAGCGCAAGAUUGAUAAUCUUAAGAAGCGUUGGGAGGUGCCUGCCGUGCAAAAGUUCACCGUUUCAACGUCAUCGCCUAAAAUCCUAACCCAAGUGGGAGCCAUAAGAAAACAGUUACAGGCUGCGCGAUUCUUUGAUGAUGAAGUUGAUCCGGAUGAUUACUAGGGUCAAGCCAACCAUCUUUUUUUUUUCAUAACAAAACUGAUUGUGUUGACGCCCUUAUUAUCCGAGCAAAACGAAUUUAAUUCUGUUUGAUGUCUUCACAUUUUUAAACUUUUGCCAUUAUUAUUUCACUUUUCUUCAUUUUGUAAACAACUCAUGUAGUAAUAGCUUUAUAGUAAGCUGAUUCCAAGUGCUUCGGCUGUUUCAUUCAGCAACUUUAAUAUGUAAGCCAUAAAGUUUGUUAACGUUUAUUGUUCUUUUUUUACGAAAAAUUAUUAACUGCAAAAGUGUUGAUUAAAAGGAUACAAUUAAAAACAAACUUUCCUUAACAAA